AUGAAGCUUUCACCAGCUGUUUUGGCGGGAACCCUUGCCGCAAGGCAAGAGAUCGACUACAAUGCGGCACCGCCAAACUUGUCAACUCUCGCCAACUUGACUCUCUUCAAUACAUGGCGGCCGAAAGCGCAUGUCCUUCCGCCAACUGGGCAGAUAGGCGAUCCCUGUAUGCAUUAUACCGAUCCCGAAACUGGGCUCUUCCAUGUCGGUUGGUUGCAUAACGGUGCUGCUGGUGCCACGACAGACGAUCUCGUUACGUAUCAUGAUGCCAAUCCAGAAGGACGGCCGUUCAUAGUAGCGGGCGGGAAGAAUGAUCCAAUCGCAGUAUUCGAUGGGUCGGUCAUCCCUAGUGGUAUCGACGGCAAACCUACCCUUCUGUAUACGUCUGUGAGCUUCCUACCUAUUCAAUGGACUAUCCCAUACACACGAGGAAGUGAGACGCAGUCUUUAGCGGUAUCUUAUGACGGAGGUCGUAACUUCACGAAACUUGAACAAGGUCCUGUUAUUCCCUCGCCGCCUUUCGCAGUCAAUGUGACAGGUUUCCGCGACCCUUUCGUCUUCCAGAACAGCCAGCUCGAUACCGAACUCGGAAGUGCGCCCGGAACUUGGUAUAACGUUAUCUCUGGAGGCGUCCAUGGAGAGGGGCCUAGCCUAUUCCUCUACCGACAACACGACCCAGAGUUCCAGUACUGGGAAGAGUUGGGUCAAUGGUGGCAUGAACCCGCUAACACAACCUGGGGCAAUGGUAACUGGGCUGGUCGGUGGGGAUUUAACUUUGAAGUCGCCAAUAUCUUCAGCUUGGAUGAGCAAGGCUACAAUGCUGGGGGCGAAAUCUUCACAACCUUGGGCGCUGAAUGGUCGAUGGACCCGAUCGUGCCACAAGUUUCGGGUUUCCGCGAGAUGCUUUGGGCAGCUGGAAAUGUUUCUCAGGUAGAUGGAAAACCCAAGUUUCAACCAACUAUGGCCGGAAAGUUUGACUGGGGAGCUUCUGCAUAUGCCGCUGCUGGCAAGGAGUUACCGGCAACCUCGAAAGCCUCCCAGAAAAGCGGCGCUCCCGAUCGUUUCAUCUCCUAUCUAUGGUUGACAGGAGAUUUCUACGAUACUCUGGACUUCCCGACUAAUCAGCAGAAUUGGACCGGUGCACUCCUCCUCCCGCGUGAGUUGAGUGUCGGAAAAAUCUGCAAUGUCGUUGACAAUCAACUUGUUCGUGAAACCGGGUCUUGGCGGGUUGGUAGUAGCGAUUCUGGUGUCGUUGAACUAGUGACCUUAAAGCAGGGGAUCGCGCGUGAAGCACUGGCCGCAUUAACCAGCGGUAGCUCUACUAUCGAACCAGGUCGGAGUUUGAACUCACCAGGCGUUAUACCAUUCCAAACCAUUCCCGAAAGCAAAUUUUAUGUGAUCACCGCAUCGCUUUCUUUCCCCAAGGCUUGUCGCGAGAGUGGUUUACGAGCUGGCUUCCAGAUCUUGUCUUCUGAAUACGAGAGCACGACCAUCUACUACCAAUUCUCCAACGAGUCCAUCAUCAUCGACCGCAGCAAUACCAGUGCCGCGGCAAAGACGACGAAUGGUAUCGAUUCUCGUAACGAAGCAGGCCGAUUACGUCUGUUUGACUUGGUGCAAGAUGGCCAUCAGGAGAUCGAAAGACUUGAUUUAACUAUAGUGGUCGAUAAUUCCAUUGUCGAAGUGCACGCUAAUGGGAGAUUCGCUAUAAGUACUUGGGCUCGAUCUUGGUAUGCUGCUUCCCGAGAAAUUAAAUUCUUCCACGACGGUGAAGGUGAAGUAGUAUUCGGAGACGUGACUGUUCACGAAGGGCUAUAUGAUGCCUGGCCCGAUCGAAAGGCCGAGCAGUAA
This is a messenger RNA of Daldinia childiae, 1851 nucleotides long. RefSeq lists its product as uncharacterized. The record is from RefSeq and is a predicted model, not a curated record. The coding region runs from base 1 to 1851 and encodes 616 amino acids. The transcript has 2 exons. Gene Ontology annotation, biological process: sucrose catabolic process. NCBI's taxonomy places the organism in Eukaryota, Fungi, Ascomycota, Sordariomycetes, Xylariales, Hypoxylaceae. Gene Ontology annotation, molecular function: sucrose alpha-glucosidase activity.